CUUCCCGCUCCGCUGGGGACACUCCACUCCCAGAUGCCUGGCCCUGCUGUGGUCACUGGGCAGCUCCUCUGAGCCUCCUGACAUGAAGUGGCUUUGGGUGGUGGCUUUUGUGGCACCUGCCUGUACUGUCCCCUACAACGGCACUGGGGACAGGGACAAUGGGGACAGAGCCCGCUGUGUCCCCCAGCACAGCCCCCUGGGCACGGAGGUGCUGCUGCGGUGCCCGGGGGGUCCUGCUGAGUGGCGUCGUGGGGGCACCAUCCUGCGCACGUCCCCUGCCCCGGGGCUGGCACUGCCCAACGCCAGCCUGGCCCACCAAGGCCACUACAGCUGCCACCACCCCGGCACCGGCGAGACCUGGGCCACCAUCUGCCUGCGUCUGGGCUACCCGCCCCCUGCACCCACCAUCGAGUGCUGGGCCACCAGUUACCCGCAGGCUGUGAACUGCUCCUGGGCCCUGAGCCCCGACCCGCUGCUUGACACCGACUUCGUGGCCACGUACAGGCACGGCUCGGACACGGGCGAGUGCGAGCGCACAGGGCCGCGGAGCUGCUCCUUUGGGGACCUGCAGGUGUUUUCCCUCAGCCCCUACGUGGUGAACGUGACGGUUGUGAACCCCCUGGGAGCCGCCUCGGCGAUCCUGCCCUUCCUCCUGGAGAACAUCAUAAAGCCAGACCCCCCCGAGGACCUGAGGGUCUCCCCCAUCCCUGGGGAGCCCACGAAGCUGCUGCUGGAGUGGAGCCCUCCGGCAUCCUGGCCCUUCCCAGAGUAUUUCCCGCUGAAGUAUCACCUGCGCUACGCCCAGGACAAGGACUCUGUCCCCACCACGAUCGGGCCAUUCGAGCUGACAUCCCACAUCCUGACCGACGUGGAACCCGGGACCCUCCACCACAUCCAGGUGGCCGCCAAGGAGGUGGCGGAUUUCGGGGAGCCCAGCGCCUGGAGCCCGCCGGCCUCGGGGACACCCUGGGAAGGCCCGUGAUGGGCAGGGCAGGGCCACUGUCCCCUGUCCCACCGAGGGAACCCAGGACUGCCAGAACGGGCAAUAAACCCACUGCAGGCUCUUUCCCUGUUAUGACUGUGGGAUGU
Molecule: messenger RNA, 1089 nt
Organism: Empidonax traillii (willow flycatcher)
Lineage: Eukaryota; Metazoa; Chordata; Aves; Passeriformes; Tyrannidae
Gene: EBI3
Product: Epstein-Barr virus induced 3
Exons: 7
Coding region: 83-982 (299 amino acids)
Biological process (GO): cytokine-mediated signaling pathway
Cellular component (GO): external side of plasma membrane; membrane
Molecular function (GO): protein binding; cytokine receptor activity
Source: RefSeq, a predicted model, not a curated record